UUCCUCUCGGCACCCGAAAAGAAAAGGAGGUGAAGUCUUCUUCUGUCAGUUUUCUGUUGCUGAACCGCCCCGAGUAGAACCCUCCAGCCUCCCGAAAUGUCUUCAGAUUUGUGCGCUGAAUCAUCUCUGAAGGGGAGUUCGGAUGAAGAUACGCAGUAACAACAGCAGCAGCAGGGACGCUUCCACCUUCCUCCUCCUCGCCACUUCAUUUUUUAAAAGUUUUAAGUGAGCCGCGUGUUUUAUGCUCGAGCCGACAGCACAGCGAUGGCUUUCUUCGUGAAAAAGAAGAAAUUUAAGUUCCAGACCCAGCUGACCCUGGAGGAGCUGACCGCCGUGCCUUUUGUCAACGGAGUUCUGUUCUGCAAGUUGCGGCUGCUGGACGGAGACUUCGUCGCCACUUCCUCCAGAGAGGAGGUCCAAGAGAACUGUGUCCGCUGGAGGAAGAGGUUCACCUUUGUGUGCAAGAUGAGUGCCAACCCCCACACGGGAGUCCUGGAUCCCUCCGUCUGCAGGGUGUCCGUCAGGAAGGAACUCAAAGGAGGAAAGGCGUUUACGAAGCUGGGCUUCACGGACCUCAACAUGGCGGAGUUCGCUGGCUCUGGCUCCACCGUGCGCUGCUGUCUGCUGGAGGGAUACGACACCAAGAACACACGGCAGGACAACUCCAUACUGAAGGUGAUCAUUGGGAUGACCCUCCUGUCUGGAGAUCCGUGUUUCAAAACGCCUCCCAGCACAGCCAAGUCCAUCUCGGUCCCGGGCCAGGAGCACACCCUGCAGCUGGACUGUAAGGGGGAGGGAACAGGAGAGCUGGGGCCGGCCGGGGGCGUCUCUCUGGGCAGAGGCACCAAGCACAGACCCUCCAUCAUCAGCUCAGGUCUUCUGGAAGAAUCAGAGGUGACCCAGUCCAGUCCUGCAGAAGUUUUCCAGUCCGGUCACUCUCGCAACUCGAGCUACGCCAGCCAGCACAGCCGAAUCUCAGGCUACAGCACCGAGCACUCCUGCUCCUCCAGCCUGUCGGACCUCACACACCGCAGGAACACCUCCACAGGAAGCAGCACCUCGGGGGGCCUGGGCGUCACCUCCGACACCCCCACAGAGGGCGACAAGGACACCUGCCGCCCGGAAAGGCCCCCCCGGCCCCCUCGGCCCGUCUUACCCCCCAGCAGGCCCCCCAGGAGGAAGAAGGACUCGGUGGAGAAUCACCCGACGUGGGUGAACGACACUCGCAUCGACGCCGACGACAUCGUGGAGAAAAUCGUCCAGAGCCAAAACUUUGCGGACAUCAACAACACUGAAGACAGUAACCUCCGUCUGUUCGUCAGCCGAGACGGAACCACGGCGCUCAGCGGCAUCAGGCUCGGAAACAGGGUGUCUGCGGGCGGCUACGAGCCUGUGGUGAUCGAGAGCCAUUAGCCCGGCGAGGUGGAGCGGCCCGCGGCUCUCGUCUCGCCUCGUCUCGUCUCGUCUGUCUGCGUGGUUUUUUUCCCGGAGCUUCAGCUGGUCUGACGCCGUGAGCGGAAAACAAACACCGUCGUCACAGUUUGCACUUUAUGUCAAGUGUGUGUCGCAGUUCUUCUCCCUGUGCUCGGUCUUAAAGGCGACUCAGAGCGUCCGCACAAACACGUUUUGAAGCUUCUCUGCCGCCGUGCUGUGAUGUGAUUCCCAUGCGUUUAUAUUGCAGAAAUCAUAUUUUAUGCUCUUAAAGGUCAAAUGUCAUAAUUAGGGUGUAGAUGUGAAGUUUUUAGCUCUGUUGGUUUGUGAUGAGAUGAAAAAAAAAAAAAAAAAAUCAUCCAUGUGUGCCCGGUGUAUCAUCUGCCCCAGAGCUCCAUGCUAACACUUCAUCAUGUGAGCACGAUCCAAAGGUAGACUGACUUUUUAGUAAUGGAGUCAUUUAUUAUUUUGCUAAUUUGGUCUGAUUUAUCAAAUGUUAAAAAAAUGAAAUGCCACGUGGCCCCGGUUUGUUUUUGCAGCACAGCGCCUUCGCUAACUGUGGAAACUGGGAAAGUAGAACCUGCUCGUUCAAAACAGCUUCAUUUUGCACUUACAUUUAUCAACACUGCCCGACUUACGAUUUGAAAUGAUGCACAGUUUACCCUCAGAGCUAAUUUUCUCUUGAGGAAAGCCGCAGCGUCAGCAUGGAGCUCUGCAGCCGGCGACCCACCGGCGGCGCUUUCCACAUGUCACACUGAUGCAAUCCGGUGUAUUCCUUUCAUAUUCACACAGUUUUCUACGCAUCACGGCUAUAUUCGAUGAUAAACCACCCGCUUUUGUUUUUAUUUGGGGCAGAUGUAUGAGGUCAUUUGUUCAGUUUCAGUUCAGAUCAGCAAAUUUCCAUUAUGCUGCAAGAAAGAAAGAGAACUGAUUAGAAAAUGUGCAGCCGCAGAUGUUCAGCAGCGGUUUCACUGUGAAUUCAGCUGCUUUGUCAGUGAAAAGUUGAUUUUUUUUUUUUUUUUUUUUUUUUAAACUCCUUGAUCACAUUUAACCUGCAUUGCAUUUGUGUUGCUGCAAACUAUCCGGCUUAUUAAUAAUAGUUUUGUUACACUCAUUUUUUCAGUGCUACUUUUUAAUUAAGUAAUGAAACGAUGGUAACAAAAUCAAAACAGCAUAAAAUUCGGUGUCAAAAAUCCAAAGCUAACCGGGUUAAAAGGUGUUGCGGUGCAGCUGGUAUGCAACCGUGCAACCAAAACAAGAAUGUCUUAUUUGCCCUGAGCUGAAGUCGUGUGGGGGAGCGGGGCGUGCAGCGCGGGACGUGUGAUCGAGGGGUUCGAACGGACGUGCAGAAGCUCUGAGUUGCUCUUUAGGCUUUAGUUUAGUUUUUUUUUUCCCCUUUCUUUCCUGUUUGCUGCUCCCUGUUGAUCAGGGAGCCGCAGCAACACUCACUCUGUGCCUCUCAAAUGUGUGUUCCUCUUGAAUGACCCUAAAGCACCAGGUAAGCUGCGAUGCUGAGGAGAGAAAGAGUUAGGUUUUUUGUUUUGUUUUGUUUUGUUUGUUUGUUUGUUUGUUUGUUGUUCUUGGUCACAUUGUAAUUUACAGACGCAGCCGCUGUGGAAGUCCCUCUCUUUACCGCUCGCCGCGUUGCCGAACUGCUGCUGCACUUUGGCUCCAUUUCCAAGAAAAAAAAAACAGUUUGGAGAAAUUGAGGUUUUCUGUGUUCUGGAUCAGCAGGCUGUGUUUCCUGGUACAUUCUGUUCUGACUGUAUAUACAGAAAGGGUUAACUGCAGGAUGAGAGGCAUGGAGAGGGAUUUCUGCAACCGCCGCUGCUGUAAAAGUGUCUGUCGCCCCCUGGUGGAGCAACGGCCUGCUGUUGGGUUUGCAUGAUUCUGGGCCCUUUGGUGUUUACAGAUACGAGGACGUUUACUCUGAGCGAGUCGCACCGGUUUUUGUUUACAGCCAUCUGCAGAUGAACAAACACCAAAGAGGCAGAAAAGGGACGAGUUUUCUUUUUGGUUUGUUUUUGUUUUCUCGUGAGUUUCUACACUGCACAGUGACUUCAAGCCUACAAGUGGAGGAGGACUGUAACGUGGUCAACCAGCGGGCUGGUUUCUGCUUUUUACCUUAACAGAAUGUACUGAAUUUUAGCAGCACGUCUCCUGUUUGGAAGCUGAACCCUGCAAAACAUUUCCACCUCAACAAGGAGGUUUGAGUCUGAACGUGUUUGGUUUCUGAUUGUGAAAGAGGUGUGAAGAGCUGCCAGUGGGUGGAAUCAUUUUGUGUCACCAAUUCAAGUGAAAUCUCUUGGGGAAAAAAGCAGAAUCAGACACCAUGAUGCCAUUCCACUGGUGGAUUUUUUUCUCUUAUGCACGAAAAGUCAUUUUAAGGCUCAGCUCUGUUCAAACCACCUCGCUUAGAUGGUUUUGUUUUGCGGUGACUUUUGUUUUCCUGCUUUUCUAAACUGAGAUGUUUUUUUUUUUUUGGUGGAGCUGAGAGCUCACACCUUCAACACUACGCUGGUUCCUGUUUCCACGGUUGAAAUCCAGCACGGUGUGAGACAUUAAUCACUUGUUCCUACACUACCCAGAUGUAUUUUGUAAAGAUAAUGUUAAUAAUUCACAGUUAUUAGUUAUUCUCACACUUUGGGACAAACCACUGAUGAUAUAGUCUGGAAGCGGGUCUACGUCACCACAGCCCUUAGUCAUCUUUUAAAAUGUUUAUUUAUCUUGUUUUUUUUGUUUUGUUUUUUUUGUCUUUGGAGAUGGGUUUUAAGCUACGCACACAGCCCACCUCGUGCACGGAAAUUAACUUUUUUUCCCUAUUAGUAGUUCUAACAAAUUAUUCUAUUGUAACAAAGUUAGCAUAACAUAAAUUUCUUGAGAAAUGGCUUGUACUGUUUUCUUCCAAUGACCACUUAGUCGAUAUGAACUCUUUUUUUUUUUUUCCAGCAUUUCUCCAGAAGUGACUUCUAAACAAUAAAAAGAUAACCUGC
Molecule: messenger RNA, 4424 nt
Organism: Myripristis murdjan (pinecone soldierfish)
Lineage: Eukaryota; Metazoa; Chordata; Actinopteri; Holocentriformes; Holocentridae
Gene: eeig1a
Product: estrogen-induced osteoclastogenesis regulator 1a
Exons: 12
Coding region: 265-1413 (382 amino acids)
Source: RefSeq, a predicted model, not a curated record